AAACAGAAAAGAAACGCAAAACGGGCAACGACUCAAACAAAGAAACUAAAAUUGAUUUAUUCAAUUGAAUAAAUAGAAAAAUAAGAAAAAAAAAAUAAUAGUGUUUCUAAGAAUUUGUUUACACUCUUGAGAAAAAAAAAGAAUCCUCAUCACCCCCAUUCCAAUGGGAAACUUACGCGGUUUAUUCAGUUUUGAAUUUUUAGCCAGUAACUGAAGUGUCACAACCCGGGGAUUUACCACUCGUAAGAAGUUCAAUUACUCCCCAACAGAGUGUGAAUGCGUUUUAUCGUCUUAAUAAGUGUCUAGAAUAAAUAAACGUUCCAACAAAGGAAUCAAAUUAAAUAAUUACUACAUAAACAAGUGUGCAGACUAGAGUAAAUGAUCUUCUUGGUUUUGUGUAGCCAAAACAGCCGCAAAAACCUAAAUAAAGGUUAUUGGUGGCAUCAUAACGGCUGGUAUCGGUGGUGAGAUAAACGUCAAAGAGCAAUUGUCAAAGAAAUUUCAAGAGAAAUCAAUUUCCAACGGUGUGUUUACUUCGUCAUAAUUUGUGCUCUCUGGGAGAAUUUUUUAUAAGUCUUCAAAAUGGACGGCGCCAUCAUACCGACCAAAGAGAAUCCCCGCCUGCACGCGGGUAUAUUUUCUCAGCUCUUUUUCAACUGGAUAAUGUCGUUGUUGUACAAAGGUUCGAAAAGAGGUCUCACUGAAGAGGAUUUACCCAAGUGUCUGCCAGAUGAUGAGUCCAAAGUGUUGGGCGAUAAAUUACAAAAAAAUUGGCUUAAAGAGCUAGGCAAAGCUGCAAACGGACAUCGCCUACCUAAGCUACGAAAUGCAGUUUGGCAUACUUUCUGGCCCUUGGCGGUGACAGAUGGUUUUAUUUGCUUGAUCUAUAUAAUGCUAAAAUCCCUAAUUCCCUUGUUCUUGGCACAAUUGCUUGUGGAAUUACCCAAUGCCUAUAAGCCCGAUCUUUUGGAGGUGGGAAUUGCAAAUACUACAUAUGUGGCCGUUUCGACCCUCGAUGGUGAUGCAUGGAGCCCUUGGGACUGGCUGUCAUGGCUUUGGCAUGAUACCUACUGCUUGGGUGGCCUUUUGGUGGGCUCCACUUUGAUUGGUUGCUUCAUGAAUCACCAUGUAGAUCAGAGACAAAAACGUAUGGGUGCCAAAAUGAGAAUUGCUUGUUGUUCUCUGAUUUUUAGAAAAGCUACCAAACUCUCAUUGAAAUCUGCAGGGGACAUUUCUGCGGGUCAUAUAGUCAACCUUCUAUCCAACGACGUCAAUCGUUUGGACAUUGGCUUCGUUUUUGCCCACUACUUGUGGAUUUUACCCAUCCAAACUGUACUUAUUGGCUAUCUGAUUUGGCUGCGCAUGGGCUAUGCCGCUAUUAUUGGCGUUGUUGCUCUCUUAUUGCAAACGAUUCCCUUGCAGUUAAGUCUAAGCAAAUGGACCGCCAGGCUGCGCAAACGCAUUGCCAUACGCACUGAUGAUCGCAUCAGCAAAAUGAAUGAAUUGAUUCGCGGCAUUCCGGUUAUUAAGAUGUACUCUUGGGAGAAGUCAUUCGAGAAGAAGAUCAAGGAAGCUAGGCGUUUGGAGAUACAGGAGACUCGCCGUGCUGCCUAUUUGCGGAGCUUCUACUUGAGUAGCAUGAUAUUGCCAGAGCGCAUAACCUUGUUCAUUACCAUUGUUGCCGCCGUUCAAAUGGGAGUUACUAUGACGGCCGAUAUGAUAUUCUCGAUUGCCAAUUUGUAUCACGUCUUUCAGCUGGUAGCGGGUAUUUUCUGUCCCAUGGGAAUUUCUUUUGCCGCCGAGGCAUUUACAUCUUUGAAUCGUAUUGAAAAGUUUUUACUCUACCAUGAUAAGAAAACGAUAGAGGGUCGUGCAAGACCAACUCGUUUCAAUGCCAUUGAAAUGGAAGAUGUCGAAGCAUCCUGGACUGCCAACAGUGACACUGCCAUACCCAUUGAGAAUGUCUCUGCAAAAGAUCCAAGCAUGCAGAAACUGAUACCUCUUGCAAAGACUCCUAAAGCGACGCUGCAGAAUAUCAGCUUGGUGAUACCUCAUGGAACAUUAUGUGCAAUUGUGGGACCAGUUGGAGCUGGCAAGAGCUCCAUAUUCCAUGUGAUUUUAGAUGAACUUGAGCACCAAAGCGGCAGCGUCAAAGUAGACGGUCCAAUUUCUUAUGCUUCGCAAGAUGCCUGGCUAUUUCCGACAUCUGUAAAAUCGAAUAUUGUAUUUGGACAAAGAGAAGAUGCUGAUCGUUACCAAAGCGUCAUCGAAAGUUGUGAGCUGCUAGCCGAUUUUAAGCAACUGCGUCACGGAGACAAAACCUUGGUGGGAGAAGGUGGUGCCUCAUUAUCGGGCGGUCAAAAGGCGAGGGUAAAUCUAGCACGAGCUGUUUACAAUGAAAAUGCCUCCGUAUACCUAUUCGACGAUCCCUUAAGUGCGGUGGAUGCUCGUGUUGGACGAGAACUGUUCAACAACGUUAUUGGUCCAAAUACCAGGUUGCUGCAAGGCAAAACCAGAGUUUUGAUAACACACCAGAUGCAGUACUUAAAGUACGUAGAUCAAAUCAUUUUGGUUCAGGAGGGCAAGAUCACAGCCGCGGGCAAUUGGGAAAAUAUGCGAGAAUAUCUUUCGGAUCAGGUUUUGGAUUUGGCAAACAGUAGUCCUUUGGAAGGCGAGGUAAAUCAAAUUAAUGAAACUGACAACCAACUGCUUGCCAAUGGCGUGUCAGAGGAGAAGGAAAACGGCUUCCACAAAUUGCUUCCUGCAAACGACUCCGAUGACAAUAAAUUGGUGGCCGAAGAUCAGGGUAAAGGAACUGUUAAGGCCGCAAUCUGGUGGGAAUAUUUUCAUGCAGGCAAUAGCGUUGCUGGUUUGCUGUUCAUUGCCUUCAUACUGUUGAUAUCGCAGGUGAUUUGUAGUGGUGCGGAUUACUUUGUCAACGUGUAUACGAAAAUAGUCUUCAUGGAUCUUUUGAAUCAGACAAUCGCCAUUUCCGAGGACACGUGUCUCAUUAUCUACACUGCCCUCAUAGCAGCUGUAGUUAUUAUGAUCAUACUUCGUUGCUAUCUCUUCCUGAAAACAUGCAUGCACGCCUCCAAAGUACUUCACGAACGAAUGUUCUCUUGCAUUCUGAAGGCAACCAUGAGUUUCUUUGACGAAAAUCCCUCGGGUCGUAUCUUGAAUCGCUUCUCUAAAGACAUGGGUGCCAUGGAUGAGAGCUUGCCCAGAUUUAUGUCGGAAUUCACGCAUUUGGCCCUAGUAAUGUUGGGUGUUUUGGUGGUUAUAUGUAUUAUGAAUCCCUUGCUUCUGGCAGCUGUGUUCCUUGUGGCACUGAUUGACUAUUUCAUCAUUAAACUUUACCUGAGAGCGUCUCAAGAUCUUAAGCGUUUGGAGGGAAUAAGACGCAGUCCAGUCUUUUCGCACGUAUCAUCUUGCCUACGGGGCUUGGCUACCAUAAGGUCACGCAAUUUAGAAAAUAGCAUGGUCGAAGAAUUCGACAGACUGCAGGACCUUCACAGUGCAGCCUAUCACCUGACUCUCACUUCUAACACAGCAUUGGGCUUGUGGUUGGAUUGUGCCAACGUUUGCAUACUCUUGAAUUUCGUGACGUUCUCUUUCAUUAUUUUUAACAACGGAACCUACAGCGGCAAUGUUGGUCUUGCCAUUACCCAGGCUAUGAUGUUAACCGGCAUGGUACAAUAUGGUCUACGCCAGUUGGGCGAAUCUUUCCAGCAAAUGACUAGCGUUGAGCGAAUUUUGGCCUACACUAAACUGGAGCAAGUCGAAAAGAAUGAAAACAAACUUAAGCCCCAUAACUGGCCACAAUCUGGCAAAAUCGAAUAUCGCAAUGUCUCAUAUCGACACAAAGAAAAUGGAAAAAAGGUUUUACAAAACUUGAACUUUGAGGUAGAGUCUGGUUCGAAAGUAGGCAUAGUGGGACGUACAGGCGCUGGAAAGACCUCAAUGUUAUCCUCACUGUUUAGAUUAUAUGAUGUCCAAGGACAAAUCAAAAUAGAUGGUCAAGAUUGUGCCGACAUUGAUUUGCACCAAUUACGCUCCAGCAUUGCGGUGAUACCUCAGGAGCCGGUGUUAUUUAAAGGAACCAUAAGAUACAAUUUGGAUCCAUUCCAGCAGCAAGGAAAUGACGACAGCAAACUGUCGGAAGCUUUAUACAAAGUUGGCCUCGGCGCAACCUUAGCUCUUGACUCUGAGGUAGCCGAAUCUGGCAGUAACCUGAGUAUUGGACAACGCCAGCUGCUCUGCUUAGCCCGUGCCAUUUUGCGUGAAAAUAAGAUUCUAGUCUUAGAUGAAGCCACUGCCAAUGUUGAUGAAACCACUGAUUCAGAAAUUCAAAAAACAAUUCGCACCCAUUUCAAAACAUGCACUGUUCUAACCAUUGCCCAUCGCUUGAAGACGGUUAUGGACUCUGACCGUAUACUAGUAUUAGAUGCUGGCAAGCCAAUGGAGUAUGAUGUUCCCUAUGUACUUUUGCAAAAUCCCAGAGGCUUUUUGCGUCAAAUGGUUAAUGCUACUGGUGAUGGAUCUGCAGUAUUAUACCAAAUCGCAGAGGAAGCCUAUAAGAAAUCUUAAAAACAUGACAAUUUC
Messenger RNA from Stomoxys calcitrans (stable fly), 4605 nucleotides. RefSeq names its product probable multidrug resistance-associated protein lethal(2)03659. The transcript has 12 exons. NCBI's taxonomy places the organism in Eukaryota, Metazoa, Arthropoda, Insecta, Diptera, Muscidae. Gene Ontology annotation, biological process: transmembrane transport. Bases 583 to 4590 code for a protein of 1335 amino acids. The record is from RefSeq and is a predicted model, not a curated record. Gene Ontology annotation, cellular component: membrane. Gene Ontology annotation, molecular function: ABC-type transporter activity; ATP hydrolysis activity; ATP binding.